Schistosoma curassoni is the source of this 1343-nucleotide messenger RNA. NCBI's taxonomy places the organism in Eukaryota, Metazoa, Platyhelminthes, Trematoda, Strigeidida, Schistosomatidae. The record is from the annotation of a GenBank genome assembly.
AUGAUGUUUUCGAAAAUGGCACAAUCUUUCGAAAUGAUUAUUGUUGGGAGAUUUACAAUUGGGAUAGCUUGUGGCGCUCAUACAGUCGUUGGGCCUAUGUUUUUGUCAGAAAUAGCUCCUGUCAAUUUCCGUGGAGCUGCGGGAACUUUCAAUCAGUUUGUGCUUGUUUUCGCUAUAUUGUUGUCACAAGUGCUUGGUCUGCCUGAAGUGAUGGGGACAACUGAAUUAUGGCCAUAUCUACUUGCUUUAUGUACCGUUUCCAGUGUCAUACAUAUUUUACUUCUGUCCACUUGUCCUGAAAGUCCUACUUACUUAUACAUUAUUAAAGGUGAUCGUCGAAGGUCAGAAAAUGCAUUGGUUUACCUUCGAGGGCAAGAUUGCGAUGUACAUGCUGAAUUAGAACUACUAAAAAUGGAGACACAACAGUCAUCUACACACAAAUCAAAUUUUUGCGACCUACUACGUAUUCCAUACUUGCGAUGGGGACUGAUUGUAGCUUUGGUACUACAUAUUGGCCAACAGUUUUCCGGUAUAAAUGGAAUUCUUUACUACUUCGUAAGUUUAUUCAUAUCGAAUGGGUUAACAAAACAAGUUGCAAGCUAUGCGAAUCUUGGUACUGGAGUUACUAUUCUAAUUGGUUCAUUGGCAUCCAUAUUUAUUAUCGAUCGGAAAGGCAGACGUCCUUUAUUAAUGUUUGGAAUAUCAGCUUGCCUUUUUAGCCUCUUACUAUUCACUUUAACUUUGAUUAUUAAACAAGUGACUGAAAUCAAUAAACUCACAAUUCUAUCAAUUGUAUUGACAUAUACGUUUUUAUUUGGAUUUUCAGUGAGUUUAGGUUCUAUUCCAUGGUUUUUGGUUUCUGAAUUGUUUACGCAAGAAAAUCGUGAUGCUGCUGUCUCUAUUGCUGCAGCAACCAACUGGUUAUGCAAUGCUAUUGUAGCAUUAAUAUUCCCACAGUUGGUUAUCUAUAUUAAUAUUUAUGCUUUUAUACCGUUUAUAUGUGUAUUGUUGGCUGUAUUAAUAUUUGUCGGAUUGUAUCUACCUGAAACGAAAGGAAAAACGCCAGCUUCCAUCGAAGCUUACUUUAUGCGUCUUUGUGGUUUCCGUGGGACAGAAGUACAUGAAAAUCCAACGUUUGCAGAUAUAAUAGAUGAUACAACACAAGCUUAGUUUGGUAACGGUGGCACUGAUGAUUUAGUUCACAAUUCACUUUGACAAGAAUAUUAUAUAUAAAUUAAUCCUUAUUCAUAUCGUGUACUAUUACCACUAUAAAUUUUAUAUACCAUUAUUUUUUUGGAUAUUAUGCCUCUCCUGUAUAUACAUAUACAAGAUUGCCAAAUGUU